UAAAUAUUUUUUGUUGGUUAGGAUUUUGACAUUUUACUAUUUAUCUGUACAUUCCAGAAACGAUCGUUCCAAUAUUGAAUAUUGUUUGAGAAACUAGAAUUUUUUUGUCUAAACAAUAAAAGCAAAACGUUAUCAAUAUGUCGUAUAUGCUAGGGCAUUUACACAAUGGAUGGCAAGUAGAUCAAGCAAUUCUCAGCGAAGAUGAUCGUGUUGUAGUUAUACGUUUUGGUCACGAUUGGGAUCCAACAUGUAUGAAAAUGGACGAAGUGUUGUACAAUAUAGCCGAAAAAGUGAAAAAUUUCGCAGUGAUAUAUUUGGUAGAUAUUACAGAAGUACCAGACUUUAAUAAAAUGUACGAAUUGUACGAUCCUUGUACUGUUAUGUUCUUCUUCCGAAACAAACACAUUAUGAUUGAUUUGGGAACAGGUAAUAAUAAUAAAAUUAAUUGGCCGUUAGAAGAUAAACAAGAAAUGAUUGAUAUUAUUGAAACUGUGUAUCGAGGUGCUCGUAAGGGACGUGGUUUAGUAGUAUCACCAAAAGAUUAUUCAACAAAAUACAGAUACUAAUUUUUCAUUUGCAAAUUAUUAUUAUUCAU
This is a messenger RNA of Chrysoperla carnea, 595 nucleotides long. It is a transcript of the gene Dim1, whose product is annotated as thioredoxin-like protein 4A. The record is from RefSeq and is a predicted model, not a curated record. The coding region runs from base 138 to 566 and encodes 142 amino acids. Gene Ontology annotation, cellular component: spliceosomal complex; U5 snRNP; U4/U6 x U5 tri-snRNP complex. Gene Ontology annotation, biological process: mRNA splicing, via spliceosome. The transcript has a single exon. NCBI's taxonomy places the organism in Eukaryota, Metazoa, Arthropoda, Insecta, Neuroptera, Chrysopidae.